Cryptomeria japonica (Japanese cedar) is the source of this 943-nucleotide messenger RNA. RefSeq names its product bifunctional cis-abienol synthase, chloroplastic-like. The transcript is spliced from 5 exons. The record is from RefSeq and is a predicted model, not a curated record. Gene Ontology annotation, molecular function: terpene synthase activity; magnesium ion binding. Gene Ontology annotation, biological process: diterpenoid biosynthetic process. Lineage: Eukaryota; Viridiplantae; Streptophyta; Pinopsida; Cupressales; Cupressaceae. Bases 1 to 642 code for a protein of 213 amino acids.
AUGCUUGUUAUCUCCCCUUUGUUUAUUCAAAAUGGCCCGCAUUUUGUUUUCUCCCCUCAUUUCGGUUUGAGGCUAGCACUAAAUCCCGAGGAUGGAUUCAAACAAAAGUCCUCGCCUUUUGGAAAUUACUCGCGCACAAAGAGUCCCGCUUUAACGAUAGCUCACAGGGAGCGUCAAAUCAAUCCUAAUUACAGGAAGCCAGAUUAUAUUCAUUCUGUUCCAAUAUCUAACGAGGCUCCUUUGGAUGAGAUAGAUAAGAGAAUAGAGGCAUUGGUUGCAGAGUUCAAAAUGCUCUUUAAUUCGAUGGAAGAUGGGGAAAUAAGUCCCUCUGCAUAUGAUACUGUGUGGGUAGCGAGAGUUCCUGCCAUUAAUGUCUCCGGUGCACCCCAGUUUCCCCAAAUGGUGGACUGGAUUCCUCAGAAUCAGUUACUGGACGGUUCCUGGGGAGAGAAGAGUCGUUUUUUGUCGUGUGGUAGACUACUCAACACUCUUGCCUGCGUAGUUACUCUAACUAUCUGGAGCGUUGGUAACGAUCAAGUGAACAAAGCUUGCCACAAGAUGCCAUCUGAUGUUCAUGUAGGAGAGGAUACGAAAAUACUUCAGGAGUUAUUUCUUGGCUUCCAGAUCUAUUUGGUACCAUGAUCGAUGGUGACUAUCUUACAUGUUUCAUUUUCCUGUUUUCGGAGAAUGCGAUCUUUUGUGGCUGACCCAAAUGUGUUCCAGAUGUUAUUUAUAUAAUUGUAAUUGAACCUUGGUGGGGCAAUGAAAGAAUGUAGGAGGAUGAUUUCAUUUUAUGUAAUUUGGAUACCUCUUCGAGGUUUAGAUGAAAUGUAUUCUGUAAUGUAUGUUGUUCUAGGCCCAUAAGCCUGUAUGUAAACUGAAUGUUGUCGGCUAGUUUAUGAUGAAUGUAUGAUAUUGUGGAUGUUUGAUUUCACGUUUUCUC